Molecule: messenger RNA, 1765 nt
Organism: Leptonychotes weddellii (Weddell seal)
Lineage: Eukaryota; Metazoa; Chordata; Mammalia; Carnivora; Phocidae
Source: RefSeq, a predicted model, not a curated record
UAGCCAAUCAGGGGGAGGCGCCCGCCCCGCCUGUCCCGGGACUGGCGGGGCCGGGCAGCCCAGUGCCCAAGUCGCCCGGGGUGGCAGUUCCCGUUAACCUUAACCACAAAGUCAAGACGGCAGGGCAAGCGCUGCUGCCCGGGAGCCUCCGCCGAUGGAGUGUGGCCUGGCUGGCGCGAGCACAGGAGAUGGGCUGGUGAUGAAGAUCAAGCCAGAGAAGCCAGAGUGGAUGCUGCAGACGCUGGUGCCACAGGCCGAGCUUUCCGAGAAGGAUAAGGAAAACAUCUUCCAGCAACAUCGGGGCCUCCCGCCAUGCCAGACCAUGGGGAAGCCUCGGGCCUUGGGACAGGAGGAGACUGGGGGUCCAAGGUGGGCCCCUCCCACUGAGCAGGCUGGGGGGCUGGCAGGCCGGGCUCUUUCUGCCGGCGAGGGUCACUUUGUGUGCCUGGACUGCGGGAAGAGGUUCAGCUGGUGGUCGUCCUUGAAGAUCCACCAGCGCACGCACACCGGGGAGAAGCCGUACCUGUGCGGCAAGUGCGGCAAGAGCUUCAGCCAGAAGCCCAACCUGGCGCGUCACCAGCGGCACCACACGGGCGAGCGGCCCUUCUGCUGCCCCGAGUGCGCGCGGCGCUUUAGCCAGAAGCAGCACCUGCUCAAGCACCAGAAGACCCACUCGCGGCCCGCCACCCACUCGUGCCCCGAGUGCGCGCGCUGCUUCCGCCACCAGGUGGGCCUCCGCAUCCACCAGCGCGCGCACGCCCGGGACCGCCAGGGCGCCCGCCCCUUCAUCUGCAACGAGUGCGGCAAGAGCUUCUCGUGGUGGUCGGCGCUCACCAUCCACCAGCGCAUCCACACGGGCGAGCGGCCCUACCCGUGCCCCGAGUGCGGCCGCCGCUUCAGCCAGAAGCCCAACCUGACGCGGCACCGGCGCAACCACACGGGCGAGCGGCCCUACUUGUGCUCCGCGUGUGGCCGUGGCUUCAGCCAGAAGCAGCACCUGCUUAAGCACCAGCGUGUGCACCGCGGGGCCCUGGCGCCCACCCCCAGCGCCAAGGACCAGGCUCUUUAUCCCAAUCAUCGCACCCUGUUUCUGUUUGGGGGUCUAGGUACCAGAAUGGUGUCGGGGAGACCAGGUCGUCGGCGAGUUAGACCUCCCAGCCUCACGGGGCUGCUGUGCGGCUGCGGCGACGCUGGUGACUGCGGCGCUGCGGCGGAGACGGAGGGGCUCGGGAGGCGGCGCCACGUGAGUCCGGGGCCGCCGGGGCUGGGGCCGCGGCGGGAGAUUACCGUAUUUAUCGAGGCCGAGCUGGCGUCCCCGGGGGGCGGGUCCCCUGCGGGGGACGGGGAGGAGGGUCUGGGGGACGAGCGAGGCCUGGUCAUCCACCACCCCGCGGAGGAGCAGCCUCACCGCUGCCCACUGUGCGGCCAGACCUUCUCGCAGCAGCCCAGCCUGGUGCGGCACCAGAAGGCGCACGCUGGGGUGGGCCGCGCGGCCGCCUUCGUGUGCCCCGAGUGCGGCAAGGCCUUCAGCGUCAAGCACAACCUCGAGGUGCACCAGCGCACCCACACCGGCGAGCGGCCCUUCGCCUGUCCGGAGUGCGGGCGCUGCUUCAGCCUCAAGCAGAACCUGCUCACGCACCAGCGCAUCCACAGCGGCGAGAAGCCGCACCAGUGUCCGCAGUGCGGCCGCUGCUUCCGCGAGCCGCGCUUCCUGCUCAACCACCAGCGCACGCAUGCGCGCAUGCCCGCGCCGCACCCGCGCCGC